UCAUUAUAAACCGACUUAUUUGCUAAUAUCGUUUUUUUUAUCCGAAUAGCGGGUUAUUCAGCCCAUAUUUGGUAAACUAUUGCACAAGAUCUUAUAAGCGCAGUUUGAUCGACAGCUCCAUUAUGUUGUUACGUGAAAAGGUGUCUAGUUUGAAACAUUUAUCGGGCUAUUUGAAGCAAUUAAUUAUUUAGACGGGUCAAAAGUGAUCAGUAUUAGCCGGAGGGUUUUGCCGCGUAGGUUACUUGCCACACAUUUCGAUGUCACACGAACACUUUUGCCGAGGACCUUAACGCCUCUGGCGUAAAUGUGCCACAAGUGAAACAAAUUAUCUGAGUGAAAUUUUUAACGUCUUCAAAUUUGUUAGUCUAUUGACAAUCGUUUAGUUGUUUGUUUGCGUAAAACAAACUAGUUUAUGAUGAUGGACACAUUAACAAGCACUUAAAAAUAAUUCAAAUUUAAUUUGCUUGACUGUCGGAUUGGACACUUCGAAGGGUCGACACUAAACAUUACGUCGUAUGAACCUCAGUUGGAUUUGUGUAUUCUACAAACGAGGUCUCCUGUGUUGAUUAAAAUAAACACUGAAUACGAAAGUGCAUCAAUAAAAAAGUGGAAAUAGCUGAAUGAUCAUAAACGUCGACAACAAUAUCAGCAACAACAUAAAAGUCAAGAUUUGUGUUGGAACAUCUACAUAAUACAACUAUUAAGAACGUUCACUGCUUAAUAGCGCUUCUCUUUGGAAGUAUUGUGCUAAUUUUAUGACUAAGAAUACUACAGGGCUUCUGUACGAACUGCCAACUUACAUCAGCCUCUACAAGAGUGUACCCGUUUUUUUCACUCCAAGUCCCUGUCGGAGCUUCUUGGAUAUGUUAGUGCAUUUACUCCCGGAAGUUGCGUUUAAACAUGCAAAAAUUACGCCCCACGUGCGAAUGAUCCGUACUGGUUUUACGGCGCGCGUGUUUUAAGACAGUUGGGUUAUUUUUUGUAAACAAGUGCGUAUAAUCGACUACCCCUAUGCUUUCCGCAAUUUGAAUUGUUCUUGUACUCAAACGUGUUUGGUUCGUGAUUUCGUAUCAUUAGUGGAGAAUCAUUGAGUCAUGGUUUAAAUUCGAUACGCGUUGAGGAACAGUUUAAUUUAAAUUAAUCGGGCAUAGAUUUGGAUAAGGACAAUAACGUUUUCACCUGGUUAAGAAUACCUGAGUGUGAUGGCUCAACUCGUUGCGUAAAUAAAUAACACAACGAUGUUAUUUUGGUUUCACAAGUUCAGUUUUGAAAUCGGAUGCAUUUCACCGAAUGAAUUUCUGUAAAUAUCUAAACAGAUUAGCACGUGCAUGGUAGGCGUUCAUUUAAUUAGACGUUGCGAUAGUGUAUCAGAAAUAGGAAUACUCGCAAGGGAUUUCGUGUAAAAUCAGAAGAACCGGUGUAAAAAUUAGUGGGCCACGUGUCUACGUUUACACAAGUAUUAUUAAGGUGAGGAAUUUAUUUAACCCGUCUUAUUUAUCAACCUACACACUUAUUUUAUUCGUAUGUGAAAUAGUAUUGUAACAAGUGUGCGGCUGGAUCAGUGCCGCUGAUGUCAACGUUCUUUUGAAUGUGGAAAUUAAUUACCAAAAUGUAAUUUAGAAAUACGUAUAUCGAUGUGUGGUUGAGAAAACGUAUAUAAGCCACGGAAGACAUACAACUUGACCACUACUAGGAAAAAAUGAAUGCAUUUGGCUUGUAUACUGUGGAUUUUUUUAAGUGACUAAACAAUUACUAUACUUAAAUUUUACUGUAAGUAAAGGGACCUUUUUAAAACAAAAUGGCUAUAAAUAAAUUGAAUAGAAUGAGCCAAAAAUGUUCAAUUUACAGACACAAUGUUAUGUGGAAUGCUAUGAAUGUGUUGCGGACUUGUGGAGUUAUUUUGGUUGUUCUCAACGUAUCAUGGGCGGCUCCGAAAUUAUUUGACCUGGACAUGUUUGCGAACCCACCGGAAGAUCCAUGCUUAAACGAUACACGCGCCAUCAAAUGCGUGCCGGAUUUCCAGAACGUGGCCUUCGGUCGGGAGGUUGAGGCGUCAAGCACGUGUGGCGCUCAUCCGACGCGCCACUGCCGACCACGCCAGAAUCCGAACGAGCUCCAAAAUUGCUUCAUUUGUGACUCCAGGCGGCAGUACCCUACCGUCCAUCUGACUGACCUAAAUAACCAGAACAACGAAACCUGCUGGGUGUCAAACGUCGCCAAGGAGGCCGACAGCAACGUCACGUUGACGCUGUCACUGGGCAAGAAGUUCGAGGUGACUUACGUCAGUUUGCAGUUUUGCUCGCGGAUCGCGGAUUCCAUGGUUAUAUUUAAAAGUAAGGAUUAUGGCAAAUCUUGGAUACCAUUUCAGUAUUAUAGCGGUGAUUGUCAAAAACUGUACGGAAAGGACCCUACUGCAGUCAUAACAAAAGCCAACGAACAAGAGGCUAUGUGUUCACAAAACCACAGCAAAGGUGGUACCAGAAUCGCCUUCAGUACGCUGACCGAUAGACCAUCGUCCUAUCAUUUCGAGGAGAGCCCUGUUCUACAAGAUUGGGUGACCGCUACGGAUAUUAAGAUAGUUUUCAAUCGGAUUUCCUCGCCCAAACCGCCGCCAUCGACCCAAGUGGCGUUCAAAAUGGCCGACGCUACAUCCGGUAUGAGCAUCGAAGACGAGAUGUUUUACGGCGUCUCCGAUUUGUCCGUCGGUGGUCGGUGUAAGUGCAACGGGCACGCGUCGAGAUGCAUACCCGACUCCGAAGGCCGACUGGUGUGCGAAUGUCGGCAUAAUACGGAAGGUCGGGAUUGUGAAAAAUGCAAACCGUUCCAUUUAGAUCGGCCCUGGGCACGUGCGACCGAUAAAGACGCUCACGAGUGUGUGGCUUGCAACUGUAACCUGCACGCGAAGCACUGCCGCUUCAACAUGGAGCUGUACGAGCUGUCGGGCUACACGAGCGGCGGCGUGUGCCGGAAGUGUCGUCAUCAGACUGAGGGCCGCUUCUGUCAGCACUGCAAGGAGGGGUUCUACAGGGACCCGAAGAAGGAUAUCACACAUCGGAAGGCUUGCAAAGCGUGCGACUGUCACCCAGUCGGAGCCCUAGGGCGGACGUGUAACGCUUCGACGGGGCAAUGCCAGUGCAAGGACGGAGUAAUAGGACUGACCUGCAACCGAUGUGCACCCGGCUACCAACAGAGCAAGUCGCCUAUAGCGCCGUGCAUAAAGCCGUCGAAAGUCACCCGCCCCCCGCCCGUCUAUAAUCCUGGAAGUCCAGAAGCAAAAUGUGGGAAUAAAUGCAACAAGAAGAAGCGGCUAGAGUUUAAAAAAUUUUGCAAGGGGCAAUUUGCAAUCCAUGCCGAGGUGGUGGCCAAGCAGGAUGUCGGCGAGUUCGUUAAGUUCACUAUUAACGUGCUGAAGCUCUACAAGCAAGCGCCGGACAAGAAUCUAAACCGUCGCGGAGAGACCGUACUUUGGGUACCGAAGGUCGACCUGCAAUGCAAUUGUCCGCGAAUACAGCUGAAGGAAAAAUACAUGAUCGUUGGGAACAUUCGUCCCAAUGAGACCAGGCCGGGCUUUGUAGCAGACAGACGAACGAUUGUGAAGAAAUGGCGUAAUAAGUGGCAGAACAAGCUGCGAGAUUUCCAGAAAAAUGAGGCUAGGGGAAAUUGCCGGCAAGUUGGGUACGAUGAUGACUGAGUAUGAAUCGGCGUUGGACUACUUUUUGCGCGUAGUACUUAGUGUUUAGAUACUUUAACAAAUAAUUUUCAAAUACCUCAUUUUCCGUGAUAAUGUACGUAGACCAUUAUAUGAGGAGAUUCUUUUGUGUACAGCCAUGUCGCUUCCACGAAAUUUUACUUUUGACGUUGGCGCUUAAAUUGUAGUUGCUGGUCAAGGUGCGUGGUGCGACUAACGCUUGUUCAUGAUGCGACUUUGUAAUACUCAUCAGUCGCACGUGUAUAUGUGAUGUUUUAUCCAGGAUACACAAACUACAAUGUGUCGAUUAUCGCAAAACAAACAGUGAACUUGAAAAGUUAACAUAUAACGAUGAGAAUCGUUUAGCGAGAGUGUAAAUUAAGACGUAAUGCGAAUGUCACGUGGACGCCGAGAAAGAGUGCGCGGUGAUUUCGGAAAGUUCAUUCAGCUCGUGGGGAAAAGUGAUGCGGGAAUUGUUUUCAUGUAUGAAAGGGACAUAUUGAAACCGUGUGUGAAGAACACUUUGAGUCUGCAAAUCAAGCACAUAAUUUUUCCUGAUAAAUUGAGCGAUUGUUAUGACGCUUGUUCUGACGUCAUUGAUACAAGUGAUUGAUUUUGGUUCAAGGACGUCACUAAGAAUACUUUUAGUAGAUAUUAUACAUCAGUUAAUAUUAUUAGCAUUAUCGCAAUGGUAAAAUAUUGCACAUACAUUAUGGGAUACGAAUUAAGGAUGCUUUCAGUCGUUAAUUCAAGAUUCAAUAUGAAACUAGCUCCCGAAUAUUAACUAGGCACUUACCUUUACGCAUGAAUAUAUUUAAGAAUGAAAAUAAGUUUCCGUACUAGAAGCGAUUUUUAGCAAGUGAGGCGUACCUUACUAGUUCAACGUUAUGGUCUCAUUAAUUUAUUAUAAAUCGUACACGAACAAAACAAAAAGCAAAAAUAGGUAACAGUUCAUGCAUACAAUUCAUGCUUAUUGAGUACACGAGUGCCACGUCAAUCUUUUCGAGCUAUCAUUAUAAAUCAAUGAAAAAUCCAUGCUAAUAUUACGUUCUUCCGGUUAAUGUAGAGUUAUUCAUAUUACAUCCAUUCGAUUCUUUGGUAUAUUUGGCCAGUAAUAAACCCGAACAGUUGUUAUUUUCUAUGUACGAAUAUUUUGCAUGCUUAUUGACAUCCAAUGAAUGUAUUAUACACAAUAAUAGAAGAAUACGUAUAUCAUGUGUAUCACGUAUGUCUGGCAAUAUUAAGCCGACCUGUUUGUAUACAAAACAGUUUAAACAUGACAGUUUUCAUGUAAUUCUAUGUUAAUACAUGCUAAAUUAUACUUAUUUAAGAGUCAUAUUUUCGAUUCAUUCACGUUUAUAUUGUUGUAAAUCCAUUUGAAUUGUUUAAUGCUAACAUAAUUUUCAAAGUUACCAAGUUCAUUAAAUAGACAUUAACGUUCGUUAUUUAAUUGCAUUAUGUAAAUCGAAGGCAGACUUUUUGAAUCUUGAAAAUCUAAUUAACACAUAUUAGUAUAUAUUUCACUGACUUAAUAACUACUCAAUUUUGCCCGAUUGUGGUUGUUUCAGAUUCAGUUUAUUUGCCAAAUAUUAGAGCAUAUCAAUUAAAUAAAGAUCAUGUAAUCUUCUUUAUUGCCAUGAAUGUAUCGUGAUGUUUUAAUAUGUUGGAAAUGCACAUAUUUUAUGUUAUAAUCAUAUAACAAUCAAAUGAACGAUUCUUGCUGAUAAAUGCAUUACAUAGUUUUUUUUAUAUUUUAAAAUUCAUUUAAAUGUCAGUAAUUUUUGCAAGUCAAUACCUAGAAAUAGAUGGUUCCGUUUAAUGCUCCGAUUGUAUCUAGAAUUUAACAAAAAGCAACAUAUGAUUCACUUUUCCCUUUCACAUCUUAAGACUUAAGUUCUCUGCGUCUUGUUAUUUCAUUGCCUCAUAAACUUAUUAUCACUUCAAGACUGUAUUGGUUCAUUCAACAUGCUUUAUUCCCUUUUGUCAUGUCAUGCCCGUCAUGUGUAUAAAGAUUCACGUUGAUUUGUCUGUCGUUAUUAAAUUUAGAAAACAAAA
Dreissena polymorpha is the source of this 5743-nucleotide messenger RNA. Its product is annotated as netrin-1-like. Gene Ontology annotation, molecular function: protein binding. The transcript is spliced from 6 exons. Lineage: Eukaryota; Metazoa; Mollusca; Bivalvia; Myida; Dreissenidae. Bases 1799 to 3691 code for a protein of 630 amino acids. The record is from RefSeq and is a predicted model, not a curated record.